This is a messenger RNA of Capronia coronata CBS 617.96, 981 nucleotides long. RefSeq lists its product as uncharacterized. Gene Ontology annotation, cellular component: nucleus; cytoplasm. The record is from RefSeq and is a predicted model, not a curated record. Lineage: Eukaryota; Fungi; Ascomycota; Eurotiomycetes; Chaetothyriales; Herpotrichiellaceae. Bases 1 to 981 code for a protein of 326 amino acids. Gene Ontology annotation, molecular function: protein kinase activator activity. The transcript has 3 exons. Gene Ontology annotation, biological process: signal transduction; cell division; positive regulation of protein phosphorylation.
AUGUUUGAAAUAGUCAAGAUUGCUGACCCCAUUCUCAGUCGUCAAGGUUUCACCAGAGGCAAUACCAAAAGCACCCAAAAUCUCAAGGCUCAAUACAAUGUAUCACAAUCGAGCCUGCAGCAGGCGCCGCCUAUGCCACCCCUGGCCAACUCUCCCUCACUAUCGUCGAACUUCAGUCAAGAGAAUUCCUACACUGAACAAGAACCGAAGAAGUUUUUGAACGAGAAAUACGCGAAGUGCUCAGUCAAGGGGAACUUUUUGACCUUGGCUGCGCAGCCAAAAAAUGUCGAGCUUGGAGAAUGGCUGGCCCAUCAGCUGGUGGAGAUGAAUAGAUUGCUCACCAGCAUGAUUCUCGUUAUUCAAGAGGUGGACACGAACACUGGAAUGGCGCUAUGCAAUGAAGCUGGCUGCCCUACCAUGUCUGCCGGACGUCUCACAUACACCUGGCUCGAGAAUGGAAGGCCAGCCAAGAUCCCCGCGCCAUCAUACAUUGUUCGAGUUCAGCGAUGGAUUGUCGGCAAGAUCCACGACGAGAAGGUCUUCCCUACCGAACCACCAAUGAGUGUUGCCAGCACUGCAUACGCUUCUGGGGAUACCAGCUCAACCCCGGGCUCGGCGACGUCCCCUAUCCCCGCUGGUCCUACCACUUUGAAUCAGUCUCUCACCUCUCUUGCUGGCAAUCAGGACGAGUGGGUUGGGAAGUCUUCAGGAUUCCCGCAAAACUUCCUGCAAGAUGUCAAGAGCAUUAUCAAGCAGAUGUUCCGAUGCUACGCUCAUUUGUAUCACUGCCACUGGGAUCACCCGUUUUGGCACAUCAACCGACACCUUGACCUCAACAGUUGCUUCGUCCACUUCAUCACUGUUGCUAUGUAUUACGACCUCUUGCCAAAGAAGGACAUGGAGCCGCUGCAGGGCCUGAUAGACAUUUUCGUCGCUCAGGGCAUCGUGCCUAGGGAGGCUGUGCAGCAACAUGUCAGUUAG